Molecule: messenger RNA, 1526 nt
Organism: Prunus mume (Japanese apricot)
Lineage: Eukaryota; Viridiplantae; Streptophyta; Magnoliopsida; Rosales; Rosaceae
Source: RefSeq, a predicted model, not a curated record
CGCUCUCCCUCUCUGGUAAAAGUAAAGCUUUGUUUUUUAUCUCACAAAAUCUUAGAUCCUGUAGUAGUUUCGAAAGCUUCAUACUGUGUCUUUAUCUCUCUAUGAAGUCUUGGAAUUGCGCAAAUGGGCAAUUGGAGACAUCGUCCCCCUCGUAGAAUCUACCGUCAAGAAAAGCUUCCAAGCGUAUACCCACUACCAUAUCACCCCGAACCUCCUCCCCCUUCAGGGUUUUGUAAGGAUGGUAUACCUUAUUGGGAAAAGCAAUUCUGCACUUUGGUGGGGUCCAUGCCAUGGUGGAAGGUAGUAGAUGCCAAGAGGUAUAUGUAUGGAAAUAGUAAUGUACUCAAUUGGAACGACUCAGCUGGUGAGGAGGCAUUUCAAAAUGCAAAACAGCGCUUUUGGGCAGACAUCAAUGGCCUCUCCUGUGACAUCUCUCUGCCUGAUCCAAGUAUUUAUAUUGAUGAAAUAGAUUGGUACCCUAUUAUUGAUCCCGAACUCAUUAAGGAAGUGGAUUGUGAGUACUUUGCUCCUGAUGAGGAAGAAGGGAAUGGCAAGUUCGGGCGAAGAAACAAGAAUACAAAAUAUUCAGCUUUUGUUCCUCCGGAUGGACAUAACAGGGUCCCAAAUAACAGCAGAAAUCCUUGGGAAUGUGACAACAUUCAGGGUAGUGGAGAUUUGAAAAACACAGUUCAGGGCAGGAACCAGUGGAAUACCAAUGGUGACAACCCUUGGGAAAGUGGAAGUACUCAGGGCAAUGGAAGUAUGGAGAAGAAUGCAUGGGAAGAUAGCAGGGAUAAGUCAUGGGGAUGGAACCAGAUGGGAGAUAAUAUCUCUCUGUCAAAGGGUUGGGAUAAUGAUGUUAAUCCUUGGGAAGGUGACUGUCAGGGUGUUGCGUCUGUGGAAGGUAAUAGAUGGGGUGAUCCAAUAUGUAAGUCUUGGGGCUACAACCAGCAGGAGUCAAAGAAUGUGGAUCAUAGUGAGAAUCGUUGGGAGGGCGGUCCUAGUCAAAACAAUAAAUCUCUAAAAGAUCAAGGGUGGAGAGAUCGUGGAGGAGAUGAGUGGGGUUGGAAACAAUGGGGGAGCCAGAAUAACCAGAAAAAUAAUUUGGAUUUUAGGAUAGUAAACAGUGGUUCUGGAGCUAGGAACCAGGGUGGCCAUAAGAGGGAACGCCCUCACGAGUAUAUAUCAGGCUAUAAAAGCUCAAGAUUUCAAGGGAGUGAUUAUCAAACAGGUAAUUGCUGGAGUAGGGGAAAUAAUAGAAAGAGGGUCAGUUUUGCUCGAGUGUGAUAGAGAAUGGGGCAUUGGUAUACGUAAUGGGCUCAAAACCGUCUAUCCUUGGAGUCAAUAGAAAGCAGAUUUGCAGGCAUGAUCUAUAUAUCAUAUCAUUUCUGUUAUCUAUCUCCUAUAGGCAGUGUGUAAUUUUGUUCUUCCAGAGUGCAAUUUGAUUGAUAUAGUUUGGGGGCCUUUAAUUUUAAUGGACACUCAACAUUUGCGGCAUUUAUCAUUAUAGAAUUACUUGAACUGAA